AUGUCUCUGCACUACCGCGUCAAUCAAAUGGAUGACCGCAUCCCUGCGUCCGGACGAAUCCCCGUCAUCGCUCGACCGUUCGUUGAACGUUUUGUUGAGGAAGAAUGUAUUCCCGCGGAUCCUGUCUUCGAGCAGCAACUCGGCACUGGAACGGUUGCACGCUUCGACUCUCACCCUAGAAUCAUCGAAGACCUCAAGACCAGAGCCAAAAGCCUGGGACUUUGGAACCUGUUCCUACCAAAGAAUCAUUUUCAGGAGAGUCCAGGCUUUAGCAACCUCGAAUAUGGCUUGAUGGCAGAAUAUCUUGGCAAGUCUGUGAUCGCCAGCGAGGCCACGAAUUGUUCAGCUCCGGACACUGGCAAUAUAGAGCUCCUGGCAAAAUAUGGGAACGAAGCUCAGAAGGACAAGUGGCUAGCUCCUCUCUUGAAAGGAGAGAUACGAUCGGCUUUCUUGAUGACCGAGCCCCAGGUGGCCUCGAGCGACGCUACGAAUAUCGAGCUCGCUGCGCGUCUAGACGGAGACUACUAUAUUCUUAACGGACAGAAAUGGUGGUCAAGUGGUGCUGGUGACAGAAGAUGCAAAAUUUAUAUCGUUAUGGCGAAAACCGACCCAGAAAACCCUGACAAAUACAAACGACAAUCAGUUAUUCUCGUGCCAGCAGACACCUUAGGUAUCACGGUCCACCGUAUGCUGUCCGUCAUCGGUUUCGACGCGGCUCCACACGGUCACGGUCAUAUAUCUUUCAACGACGUUCGUGUUCACAAAGACAAUAUGGUUCUUGGCAGAGGAAGAGGUUUCGAGGUCGUUCAAGGUCGCCUCGGUCCUGGUCGUAUUCACCACGCCAUGAGAUCGAUUGGUGCUGCUGAGAGAGCUCUCGAAUACUUCUUAGCACGUAUUAACGACACUACUAAGACCCCUUUUGGCAAACAACUCCACAAGCAGGGUAUGAUACUCGAACGUGUUGCACGUUCACGUAUCGAAAUCGACUCUGCUCGCCUUGCAGUCCUGAACGCUGCUAUAAAAAUUGACGAGGAGAAUGCGAAGAACGCACUGCAUGAGAUUGCCAAGAUAAAGGUUCAAGUACCGUCAAUGUACCUUGACAUUGUGGACCGCGCGAUACAAGCAUACGGCGGGGCGGGUGUAUCACAAGACACUCCUCUUGCGGCGAUGUUGGCUAACGCCCGCACAAUGAGAAUUGUGGACGGUCCUGACGAGGUACACAUUAUUCAGCUUGGUCGCAAUGAGAGUAAGCGCGGCCCUGCGUUGCUGAGGAGAAUUGAGGGCCAGAAGCAGAAGACGCGGGACCUCUUGGAAAAGUACAGACUUGAGGAGAGAGACGUACUGCAGCUAAACAGAACGAGCGGACGGAAACUUAAGUUGUAG
Messenger RNA from Fonsecaea monophora, 1383 nucleotides. RefSeq lists its product as hypothetical. The transcript is spliced from 4 exons. The coding region runs from base 1 to 1383 and encodes 460 amino acids. The record is from RefSeq and is a predicted model, not a curated record. NCBI's taxonomy places the organism in Eukaryota, Fungi, Ascomycota, Eurotiomycetes, Chaetothyriales, Herpotrichiellaceae. Gene Ontology annotation, molecular function: oxidoreductase activity, acting on the CH-CH group of donors; flavin adenine dinucleotide binding.